Messenger RNA from Tribolium castaneum (red flour beetle), 2171 nucleotides. RefSeq names its product short spindle 6 (gene ssp6). Bases 117 to 1928 code for a protein of 603 amino acids. Gene Ontology annotation, molecular function: protein binding. The record is from RefSeq and is a predicted model, not a curated record. The transcript has 4 exons. NCBI's taxonomy places the organism in Eukaryota, Metazoa, Arthropoda, Insecta, Coleoptera, Tenebrionidae.
UUUGAUCAAGCGUGCGCAGACGGCGUCGCGACGCUUGGCGUCAUGGUGGCCGUCGUUAUCGAACAGCUGUUUCCAAAAUGGUUUUAGUCGUGCGAGAAUGAGUCGUGUGUGUGAAAAUGAGGAGACAACAGCAAAGCCAAUCGCAAUUACAAAUCGAACACAGCGAUGAUGACUGCACUUCAUCGCAGUCUCAGAUUUUGGAGCGCGUGCAAUCGGAUCGAGUGACUGUAACAAAACCGGAAGAAGAUCGUCGAAGACGCACAAUAAUCGUUGAAAAAAAGAAUGGUUCGUAUGGUUUUACACUUCAAAGUUAUGGAAUCCACUACAAGAAAGAGCAAGAAAUCGAAAUGAUUACGUAUGUGGAUUAUGUGGAUUAUGAUGGGCCCGCUUACAGGGCCGGAAUGAGGGAAGGUGAUGUCAUUUUAUCAAUUAAUGGCACAGAUAUGGAGAAAGCUGAUCAUAAAACUUUGGUGAAUUUUAUCAAAAAUUGCGAUACAAGGAUGCGGAUGGUUGUGCUGUUUGAAGACUGUGUCCGGAAGGUGGAGUUGCACAUGCGAUACAUUCAGCUCCAGCGAGUCCUCCAGAGUAAAAUGACCGAAUUGGAAAAAUUAUGCAUACGUGAAAGACAGCUUUUGGAGGGCAAAUGGAAGACUCAUAGUUUGCCAGCUCGUAAAAAAGCCUCGCAAAGUAGCAACAACGGGGAUCCCCCGACUCCAACCCAAGCCGCCUAUUCCUACUGUCGACCAACUGUAUCAACCGAAGACGUGGCAAAAGUCCAGCAAAAACAACAAAAUCCCCCUUUAAUAUUCGCCUAUCAAUACUUAGACCCCCACUAUCGCUACAUGCUCCAGCCUUCGGCUUCCAGCAGCGGCGAAUAUCUGCUAACUCUGGAACCGUCGCGCUACCGAGGAGACCAACACCAUUUCAUCGUGAAAACACCAUGUGAUGCACCACAGAAGCAAAACCGCGGCAAUCAAACCAACGGAACCGAAACCAAACCGAAAAAAGUCCAAUCUGGCCACUUGUGCAACCCUUGCAUGCAAUCAGCAAAUAACACAGAUAACACCAGUUUGGAAGCGUACGAUUUGGCGAGUCCGUGCUGUGAUCCACACUGUGUGCCAUCAAGUAGACGCAGGUCGCGCAAAGACCACCGAAAAAGAGAUUCAAAGACUGAGGAAACACAAACUGACCCUCAACAACGAUCUCGGCCACAUUCCAACACACAACAGCAAACUUUCUCAGUCCCGAGGAGGUAUUUCCACUUUGGGACCGGACUAGUGAGUCAAUGUAGUCUCCAUUCGUGCACUUCGAGCGAGUUGAGCGCUGUGGCACCCACCACUAUGGGGGAGAGCUCCACCAGCUACACCACCUCCUUGAGCACCGAUACGCUCUAUUGGGAUGAAAUGAGUGCCUCGAGGCAGAUGAGUCUCAAGUCGGCCUCCAAACACGACCACCAACAGAGAUACACCCAGACGCACUCCCAUGACCCCGUCUACGUCCACUACACCACCGUCAAGCCGAAAUCGUGGGACAACCUCACCACGAAAGCCUUCGGCGGCUACGGCUUCGGCUACGGCUACUUGGACACCAAGUGUCCCAAACAGCGCUCCCAAAAAACGCAAUACGUCCGAGUGGACAAACACACCCAGCCCCAGUACACCCCACACACCCACCGACGCUACUUCCAGCCCACCAAGUCCACAGAGAGUCUCCUCUCAGUGCCAAAGUACUCCAAUGAGGCUUUGUCCGAUUCCAGCGAAUGUCUGGAGGGCUCUUCACCAGCUCCGGACGCCUCCGAGGGCCGAUUUUUCCAAAGUCCGAGACAGAGCAUCAGUGUGAGCCCCACUGACCCCAACUUUGGCUACUACAGUGCCAGGAGGCCCUCCAAAAAUGUAGUCUCGACCAGUUCGGAGGCUACUAGAUUGUAAUUGCUUCAAUCAAAAUGGGUUUUAUUUAUUUAUUCUGCAUUUUUAUGUGAUAUUAGUUGUUUAAUGUGUUUUUUGAUAUCAAUGAUUUUUUUUGUUUGUUGAUGCACAUGAACGAAGUUGACAAUAAAUUUUGUUGAAUGUAGAGUGAUUUUUUAAGCAACUUUUUUUCAUAUCAUUUGACAUCAAACAAUUUUUUCGUCAGGAUGAUUGUCAAUUUUAUAAUUAAUAAACUGUUGUUUUAUA